CGCUUCACCUCCCAGCUGCUGCAGCUGACUGCUCGACCUGCAGCGCUCAACUGAUGCUCGCCUAACGAAAAAGCAAAGUAAAUAAUAAAAUAAUACUAAUAAUAGCCCUCUAAUGUGCUGAGAGAGAAGAAGGGAAAAGGGCAGGAUGGAUUUGUUCAGUCUGCUGGGUGUAAACGAGCUGGCUGUUGGUCUGUCCAAGCUGAGCAUGUUUCCGUAUUUCGACGCUGCACAUUACAUCGUGUCAGUAAUGGCUUUACGGGAACAACCAGGAGCUUUGGUGGUGUCUCGCCGCAGUCCAUUAGCAUGUUGGUUCAGUGCGAUGCUGUACUGUUUCGGUGGGGCAAUUCUCUCAGGAGUCAUCAUGGCUGAAGCUCCAGUUGAGCCCCUGGCCAACAGCACCAACAUUCUGCUUGCUUCAUUAAUGUGGUAUAUGGUGUUUUAUUGUCCUCAGGAUAUGGCAUACGCCUGCACCACCAUCCUGCCUAUUCGACUAGUUCUUACAGCUAUGAAGGAAGUGACGCGUACAUGGAAGGUUUUGGGCGGAGUUACUCAGGCGAGCAAGAAGUACAAAGACAGCCUGUUUGUUAUGAUCGCAGUGGGCUGGGCUAAAGGUGCAGGUGGAGGCCUGAUGAGUAAUUUUGAGCAGCUGGUUCGAGGUAUUUGGAAACCUGAAACCAAUGAGCUUUUAAAGAUGACAUACCCCACUAAGGUGACUCUGAUCGGCUCAGUACUGUUCUCUCUGCAGCAGUGUCAGUAUCUCCCCAUGCAAAGGCCGCAGCUGAUGCUCCUUUACACCGCCUUCAUUGUCAUCAAUAAGACAAGGAUAAUGUUACUGGGCUCCUCAUUCUCUCUGUUCGCUCAGUUUGAGUCAGUUCUGUAUGAGGUACUCUUUGCUCGACCUCUGACCUGCGCUCCCCUGACCAGUGAGAGCUGUUCCCACUCUCGCAUCACUUCUUCUUGCCCCAGCUCCGACACCAAAGGCACUUCCUGCGUCACAAAUGGCUCUUCUUCUCCACCGGAACCAUCUAAAGACUCUGAGAAGGACAAGAAAAAAACAGAAUAACACCUUUCUUCUCUUUCUUUUUUCCCUGCACUACUGUGAUCUUUUCUCUAAAACACUUUUCCACUUUUGCAUAUGGGUAAAAAUGGAGAAAAAUUUAUUUAUUUCUACAUGUAGCUGUAGUUUUUUUUUUUUUACAAUUCAAGGUUUGCUUGAACCUUCAUAUAACAGUAAUGCUGAAUAUUUGUAGAAAAUACCUUAUUAAUUAUUUCCAAGACUUUUAUCUGUAUAUUUGCGGUGGAUCUAUAAAUAUUUCUAUUAUGAUUUUAUAAAACAAAUCUAUUCUUACAGUUAUAUUUUAUAUUAUUUUUAUUGACAGAUUACAAUAUAUGCUGGUGUAUUGAAAUGCUCUGCCUGCUCAACUGCAUUCCAGAAAAAAUAAAUUGAAAAUAUAAUGCAAUAUUCAAUAA
Molecule: messenger RNA, 1470 nt
Organism: Clarias gariepinus (North African catfish)
Lineage: Eukaryota; Metazoa; Chordata; Actinopteri; Siluriformes; Clariidae
Gene: tmem38b
Product: transmembrane protein 38B
Exons: 6
Coding region: 146-1063 (305 amino acids)
Biological process (GO): potassium ion transmembrane transport
Cellular component (GO): membrane
Molecular function (GO): identical protein binding; potassium channel activity
Source: RefSeq, a predicted model, not a curated record